Antechinus flavipes (yellow-footed antechinus) is the source of this 2683-nucleotide messenger RNA. RefSeq names its product RNA terminal phosphate cyclase like 1 (gene RCL1). Gene Ontology annotation, molecular function: RNA endonuclease activity. The transcript is spliced from 9 exons. Bases 89 to 1210 code for a protein of 373 amino acids. Gene Ontology annotation, biological process: ribosome biogenesis; endonucleolytic cleavage of tricistronic rRNA transcript (SSU-rRNA, 5.8S rRNA, LSU-rRNA). The record is from RefSeq and is a predicted model, not a curated record. Lineage: Eukaryota; Metazoa; Chordata; Mammalia; Dasyuromorphia; Dasyuridae. Gene Ontology annotation, cellular component: nucleolus.
GCGCGCCGGGCGUUGUCAGCGGCGUGAGCGGCGGCCGCGGCUCCCCCAGCUGUGCCGGCAGCUGGAUCCGGGGAGGGGGCGCGCGCACAUGGCGACCCAGGCGCACUCGCUUAGCUACGGGGGCUGCAACUUCUUCCGCCAGCGACUCGUCUUGUCCACCCUGAGCGGGCGCCCCGUGAAGAUCCGCAAGAUCCGGGCCAAAGACGAGAACCCCGGCCUCCGAGAUUUUGAAGCCAGUUUUGUACGGCUUUUAGAUAAAAUAACAAAUGGCUCUCGAAUUGAAAUAAAUCAAACAGGAACUACCUUAUAUUACCAGCCUGGGCUCCUGUAUGGUGGAUCAGUGGAACAUGACUGCAGUGCCCAUCGGAGUAUUGGGUAUUACCUGGAGAGUCUCCUUUGCCUGGCCCCCUUUAUGAAGCACCCACUAAAAGCAGUUCUCCGAGGCAUAACUAAUGACCAGAUCGACCCUUCAGUGGAUGUUCUGAAGGCAACAGCUCUUCCUUUAUUGAAACAAUUUGGAAUUGAUGGCGACUCGUUCGAGCUUAAGAUUGUCCGACGAGGAAUGCCCCCAGGAGGAGGAGGGGAAGUUUUCUUUUCCUGUCCUGUGAGGAAACUGUUGAAACCCAUUCAGCUCACAGACCCUGGCAAAAUCAAACGUAUCCGAGGAAUGGCUUACUCUGUACGAGUGUCGCCUCAGAUUGCCAAUCGCAUCGUGGAGUCUUCUCGGAGCAUCCUUAACAAAUUCAUUCCCGAUAUUUAUAUUUACACAGACCACAUGAAAGGGAUCAAUUCUGGAAAAUCUCCGGGCUUUGGGCUCUCGCUGGUUGCUGAGACCACCAAUGGUACCUUCCUCAGUGCAGAAUUGGCCUCGAACCCCCAGGGUCAGGGAACAGCAGUGCUCCCGGAAGACCUUGGCAGGAACUGUGCAAAGCUGUUGCUGGAAGAGAUUUAUAGAGGGGGUUGUGUGGACUCCACCAACCAGAGUUUAGUUCUGCUCCUCAUGACCCUUGGACAGCAGGAUGUUUCCAAAGUCCUGCUAGGACCGCUGUCUCCCUACACAAUAGAAUUUUUGCGGCAUUUGAAGAGUUUCUUCCAAAUCAUGUUCAAAAUUGAAACUAAGCCAUGUGGUGAAGAGCUUAAGGGAGGGGAGAAGGUACUGAUGACAUGUGUGGGAGUUGGCUUCUCAAACCUCAGCAAGACCAUCAAGUAACAUAACUUCCACCUUCAAGUCAGACCAGACCAGACUGAAAAGUGAAGAUUCUCGAAGACUACCAAAUCUCCAUUUAGAACAGGGCAGCCACAAAUAUUAAGGACUUUUUUUUCUUUUUUCUUUUUUAUAGGACAUUAAAAAUAAAAGACAUUUAAAUAACAGUUCCUACCCGUUUCCCCCUCUUAGAGAUAAGCCCUGCAUCCAGGUUGGUUUAAGAAGAAAUUUCCCUCAGAAAUAUGGGGAGAGAGUGUGAAGCUGAGUGUGUUGGGUGGCUGUCCUGUUUGAACUGUAUUUCACCAGAGUUGUCUCAGCCUGGAGACUUCUAGCCUCUAGACUUCUCCUCUUAAAGCACUAAGCUAUAGACUUUCAUUUUGCUCUUCUGCCAUUGCAUGGGCCACCAUCUUGGUCCCAGAUACUUGCACUCCAUCUUGUUCUGCCCAAGCAAGAGACUGGAUGAUGUUUCACAAACUCCCCUAAUUGGAGGGGACCUAGUCAUCUGGUCCAUUAGCUACAAAGCAGAAUGAGAAUCUUAUCAGCCCACUCAACAAGAAGCCAUUCAGCCCCUGUGCAACCAACAUGAGGGCCAUGCACCCGGACAACUGUGGGAGCAAAUCAUUUAACUGAAUUGAACCUUAAUUUUACCUUUAAAACGUAGAGGUUGGACUAGGCAAUAAUGGGAUCCAAUUUUUGAACUGUGACCUUUGGACCUCUACGGUGCCUUCCUACUCUGGGAUUCUGUAUCUCUAGUCAGCCAACUUCUCUACAUUGGUGUGAGGAGAGCCAUGGAGGCUGAGUCCAGGGACAGCAUGAAUAUGUAGAUGGCUUUCCUUGCCUGGAACGUCCUUACAUUCCUCUGGGCCUAGGUUUAUGAUUCUCGUAACUAAGAGCUCGGUUUUCCUGCUAGACAGGAUGGAGAGAAAAUUUAGAAAUCUCUUUCCCAGGAUAUCCAUCAUUAUCUCUGUACUGAAUCACGGGGACCAUUUCUAUUUAUAGGCUUCAAAAGGACCAGGAGACAAGAAGAGCAUUAGGUCAUGAACCCUUUCCUUUAAAAAAUGUUUCAUUGAUACUUUCUGGUUUGUUUAGUGUUUUUUUUUUUUUCCCCUGAGAAAAUUGGGAUUAAGUGACUUGCCCAGGUUCACACAGCCAGGCAGUGUUAAGUGUCUGAGGCUAGAUUUGAACUCACAUCCUCCUGACUUCAGGGCUCUGAACACUGCACCAAUUUGCUGCCCUUUGUUUUUUUAAAUGUCAUUGUCACUGGCUACUGCUCUUCCUCCUUUUCACAAAAUCCUCCCUUGGAACAAAGAAGUUAAGCAAAAAAAAAUCAUUAACAUUAAUUCUGUAUGGUGCAUUCAUUCCACAUUAGUAGCCCACCAUUUCAUUGUAUCGUCAUAAUCUUUCCACAGAUUGCAAAGGCGGGGACCAGUCAUAGAGCACUAACUCCAAUAAAUCAUAUUUGUGAUGCUAAAAAAGAAA